Epithele typhae is the source of this 768-nucleotide messenger RNA. RefSeq lists its product as uncharacterized. The annotation marks the transcript as partial. Lineage: Eukaryota; Fungi; Basidiomycota; Agaricomycetes; Polyporales; Epitheliaceae. The transcript has 3 exons. The record is from RefSeq and is a predicted model, not a curated record.
GCACAGUGGCUCCUAGCUGAUGACGAAGCUCUCGUUGAAGGUUUGGAAGCCGAGAAAUUGGCAGGCCACCAGACAGAUAACGGAUGGAAACCUUGCACCUGGACUGUGAUUGAGGCCGUUGUGAACGCUGUUCGAACGAGGGGUGCGUUUAAGACGGGGACUAAGUGCAAGGAUCACUGGAGGAAUACACUACUUCCUCAGUACCGAGAUAUUGUGAAAUGGUCGAAGAACUUCUCAGGCUUUGGAUGGGACUCGGAGACGAAGAUGUUCACCGCAUCUGAAGAGGUGUGGGAUGACCUCAUCAAGGCCCAACCGAAAGCCAAGGUUCUUUGGGAUGGCAAGAGAUUUCCCUUGUAUGAGCGCAUUCAUGCUCUGAUGGAAGGACAACAUGCCACCGGAGCUGCCACUGUACGCAUUCCCCAACCCACCGAGUCUGUCUCUACACCUGCCACCCCCACUCGCACACAUGCUCAAACCACCCAUGCUGAGUCCCCUGCCUCCGAACCUGUUGAAGGCUGGUCUCCUUCCCCAAUUUCAUGCAAGCGUCGCUCCCCCACGUUCUCUCCCAGCGCCGGACGCUCGUCUCGCCGUGCUCGUGUCACUGGGCCCACCGCAAUCAACAACGUGGCUAGUGCGCUGGGGCAGAUGGCCCAGGCUGCGAUCAGCCUUCCACUCACUCCGCUCAAGCGUGCGACUGCCGCUAUCGAGAGUGAUGUGUUGCUGACUGAGGAAGACAAGCUUGACCUUCUCUUCUUCCUCCCAGAUUAG